GGCAAACGGCAGUUGUUUGGCUUUUUCACCUUCCUAAUCAGUCAUCGCGCUUCCUCUUUUGCGGGUUUAAGUGGGUUUUGCUUUUGCGUAAGAAUGAUCGCAACUUUCGUUGUUUCUUUUAAGCUAAUACUUUACAAGUUACCUAAACCCGCCUUCAUGUUUCUUGGCAGCUGAUAUAUCCCCCAACUAAGUGUUAGCUUCCUUUGUGGUUGCCCAAAAGAAACAUGGUUUGCAUUUGACUAGGACACUUACUGUGUGUCGUGUUGACGACUCUGUUUUAGAUACAGGAGCUUACUCAAUUAUGCUGUUUCUCACCCUUUUUCUUUAUUCCAUUCUGCAGUGGCUUUGUUCAUCUAGUGUCAGAAUGACAUUACUUGUAUAGCUUGCUCUUCAGUCAGAACCAAAAUUUAGAAACAUGGGUGGGAUUUGUUCAAGGAAGAGAGACCAAGAUGUUCUUGGGGAUGGUAGUGCCAGCAGAGUUUCAGGGAGGUAUGGUAAAAGUGGGAGUUCGAAAUGGCUUCGCAACUCAUUUGGUCAUGUUGCCGUUGCUGACUGCCAACCAGGAGGAAAUUGUCCCUCUUUGAUGGAACUAUGCAUACAACAGAUAUGCAAGGACAUGGAAAGAUAUAAGUCCUUUUCUGUUCUUCCAAGGGAUAUAAGCCAGCAAAUAUUUAAUGAGUUGGUGUUGACUCAUAGUCUCAAUGACGAUUCUCUUGUAGCAUUUCUCGAUUGCGCUCUGCAGGAUGUUCAUUUAGGUGACUGUCCAGGGGUGAAGGAUAGUUGGAUGGAUGUAAUAUCUUCACAAGGAUCAUCUCUACUUUCCUUGGACCUUUCCUAUUCGGAAGUCACAGAUGCUGCAUUGGUUGGUCUGAAAGAUUGUUCAAACCUUCAGGAAAUGACUCUAAAUUAUUGUGAAAGUAUUACUGAGCAUGGCCUGAAACACAUAAGUGGCCUUAACAGCUUAACUUCUUUGAGUUUCAAAAGGAGUAAUGCUAUUACUGCUGAAGGGAUGCAAGCCUUCUCCAACUUGGUUAAUUUAGAGAAGUUGGACCUGGAGAGAUGCUCCCAGAUUCAUGGUGGACUUGUUCAUCUAAAAGGAUUAACAAAACUGGAGUCUCUUAAUGUUAGGUGCUGUAAAUGCAUUACAGAUCUGGACAUGAAAGCUCUCACUGGUCUCGCUAAUCUGAAGGAACUGCAAAUAUCCAAUUGUAACAUAACGGAUUUUGGAGUUUCCUUAUUAAGAGGUAUCCAGUUGUUGGACAUUAAUUAACCUUCUUUUUUGUCUGUCAACCUGGAUAGUGGACGCACUCUGCAUUUCCCCUGUUUCAGCCACUUCAGCUUCUUGGGAAGCUCCACCUAAUACUUGUUGGAGUGCUUUGUUGAUGGCUUCCUAGUAUUUUCCAGGUCUUUGCUAUAGUUUCUCUGCUACGGCACUUGGACAAUGUGUGAAAAACUUUUUUUUAUAAGGGUGAUAUAGGUUUUACUUUCUUGUAUUAAGGUACUACUUAAGGGAUUCGAACCUGGGACCUCCAGGUUCUAGGCUAGUGGUAUUACCACUAGACCAAACCCUUGUUCGUAAUGUGUGAAAUACUCUUACCCAGUCCGAAUGUGACACAUAAAAUCCUUCAAUCAAGUCAGAUAGGGAUUGUUUGGUAAUUCAUUGGUCAUCCUAUAUCAGUUUUCACGGCUGAUCUCGCCAUUACUUUUCAUACAUACGCCAGGUUUGGAGAAGAUUAUCAUGCUGAACUUGGAAGGUUGUAAUGUGACAGCUGAAUGUUUGGAUUCACUUGCAGCUCUUGUAAACCUUGCAUACUUAAAUUUAAGCAGAUGUGGGCUAUCAGAUGAGGGAUGUGAGAAGUUUUCUGAGCUGAAGAAGCUGAAGGUUUUGAGUUUGGCAUUCAACAACAUUACAGAUGCCGUUUUGGUCCAUCUAAAAGGCUUAAAGAACUUAGAGAGCUUAAACCUGGAUUCUUGUAAGAUUGGUAACGAGGGGCUGGCUAACUUGUCUGGACUUCCCCUCAAAAGCUUGGAGUUGUCUGAUACUGAAGUUGGCAGCAGUGGUCUUCGUCAUCUUUCAGGUUUGAAUCAACUGGAGAGCUUAAAUCUGUCUUUCACCUUGGUCACCGACGGUGGUCUAAGGAGAUUAUCUGGGUUGACUUCUCUUAGAUCACUCAACCUGGAUGCUCGCCAGAUUACAGACACUGGUCUUGCCGCUCUUACAAGUUUGACCAGUCUGACCCAUCUGGACCUAUUUGGAGCUCGAAUUUCAGAUGCUGGAACAAAUUAUUUGCGACACUUCAAGAAUCUUCAAUCCCUGGAAAUAUGUGGUGGUGGCAUAACAGAUGCUGGGGUAAAGAACAUCAAAGAACUUUCUCACCUAACCGUGUUGAACCUGUCACAGAACAGCAACCUGACAGACAAAACCUUAGAGUUGAUCUCUGGGUUGGAGGGUUUAGUGUCGCUGAAUAUUUCAAAUUCUCUGAUAACCAACAAGGGUCUGCAGCAUUUGAAGCCAUUGAAGAAUUUACACUCCCUAACCUUGGAGUCCUGUAAGGUGACUGCCUCCGAGAUAAGGAAGCUGCAGGUAACUGCACUCCCCAAUCUGGUAAGCUUUCGACCGGAGUGAAGAAGCGGGAUGUGUACCCUUAUAGCGAAAGGGGAAGGAACUACUUGUAAAUAUAGCUUGGUGAUGCUCUCAGCUGGUGGUGUUAUCCCACGUACAGUCUCUUAAUAAGUAUACCUACCGCCUCAUCUGGCCGAAGGGAAGUUUGAAGGCUAGCAAUAGGAAGCAAGCCAUGCAGAAAGAAAGCCGUCAAAGUAUGUAAAUAUAUUGGCUUUUCUCUGCUUGCUCGAACCAUCAAAUGAAAGUUGUGCAUACAUAGCAGUUUUAUCAAGUGGCAUGAAAAUGUUUGCCCUAGUUUCUGUGAUUAUCAGAACAUGGUCGGAGCAGAAUGGAACAAUAUAACAUCAACCUGCAGAAAGCACAGCUCGAGAACCUUCAUUCCUAUGACAUUCAGUAUGACAAAAUUGCAAGUCCCUGAAGUUUCUUCUUCAACAGAAAAAGGAUCUACAGCGUCAUCACCAGGAGGUUGGGAAACGGAGAAAGCUCCAAUUUGGAAAAUUCCAAAAACAGCAAACUCACAGAGCUUAAAAUUUGCUAGUAGACAGGAGCUGAUUAGUUAAGCUUAACCCAUGGAGUCAAAACUAGGAGAAAACCAGCCGAGUUGGUCAAUAAUUUGGUCGAGGCGUUCUUGCUGUCCCUUAGAGUCCCCUAUGGCGGUGGUGAAUGGAUAAACAAAGGUCACCUUUGUGGCCACACAUCUGUAAGUCACCACAACCCCUUUCACCAGGAAUUCCAAAAUGUCCCUUGUCCCAAAGAACCCAUCCACCUCUGCCUCCAAAUACCGCCCAUAAGGGGUAUUUUCAGUGACUCGAAUCUUGGGAUUCUUCUGGGUCAGCUGGAUUGCUUGCUCAACUAACCUUGACUGCGAAUUCCUCUGUGGCGGGAGUACUGUCAGCAGCAUCAGGGAUAGUCCAGGGGAAUGAAAAAGAUGAUGAUUUUGGAUUUGUUGAUACGCAGCCAGGGUUAGUUGAUGGGCAAGGUCUGAUCUUUCCGUCGAGGAGGCCAACUUGGAGGUUCUUGGACUGGGAGAAGGGAGUGGUGGGAGAGAGGGAAUUAGGAGUGUUGUUGUUGAGAGAUGGAAUGGCAUUACAGGGCAACAAUGGAGAAUUUAAGGUGAGGGCGAUGGCCAAGGAGAGGAGAUGAUUGGAGAGUGAUGGAAUUUUAGGGUUUUCGGCUGCUAAAGUUGGUGGGCGGUUUGGGAUUGGGAUUCUGGAGGUGGAAGAAGAAGAUGGCGGAUGUGGAAGAUGAAGCAGAGCAGCAGCCUGGCCAAUCAUCUCCAUUUUUCUUGCUGCCAAGCAGGAGUGCGCCUGAGUCAGAUGGCUCCGUUUUCUUUUAGCUUUAUCAGAUCAAGGCUCCCAUUUCGCCACGUGUCGUCCAUGAGGCGGCUCUCCCACUUCCACAUCUUCUCCACUGAACAAAAUCCCAACCCUUUUGUCUCUUCCCCUGCCUCUUCCGCCAUUGCUAGAGACUGGUCUAAAACAGAGGGUUCAGAUUUUAAAUGAGCUUGGUCUCAGAAUUGGCAACUUUUUUCAGUUUCUUACCUGCUGGAUUAGGGAGUUGGGCUUCCUGCUUGGCGGGGUUAAGUGGGUUUUGCUUUUGCGUAAGAAAGAUCAUAACUUUCGAGGUUUUAGCUUCUUUUGUUGGGAAAAUGCUAGUUUCUGCGGUUAUAGGAUCGUCAGAAUGGAACAAGCAUCCACCUAGAUAAAACAGAGCUCAAGAACAAGAACCAUCAUUCCUAUAACAUGUCCAGUAUAGCAAAAAUUGCAAGUUUGUCCCUGAAAUUCCUUCUUACACAGACCAAGGUUCUACUACUACAGCUUCUUCUUAACCAGAAUGGGAAACAUAGAUUUGCAAAUUUGAGACUAUAUAACUAUGGAGAUUACAGUCAAAUGCAGAACAAAUAUCCUGGUAUUCUACAAACAUAGAUGACUUUCAGACUACUAAGGAGUAAGGACAGCUUAUGAAAUAACAAGGGCAAAGGUAAGCAAAACAAAGUUUAUUUUGGAUGACAACUUUGAAUGAAUAACGAAUAGAACACCCAUUGUUCCUGCUGGUUAGACUAAAAGAACAAGUUGUGAGGCUAUGCAAAGUGAGGGAGCUAAAAACUGCAAACAACUUGCCAGCUUCCUUUCCUCGUGCCACGAGGUUGUAUUGAGAACGAGAGCCUAUCUUCUACAAAGUUGAAAUCUGCACACAACAAAAUCCCGUAUAACUAUUGUCACUUCUUCCCUAACCGAGUCCAAAGGUCUAAUCAAACACACCCUUAGUACACAAGUAACAACUAGAUCCUGUCAGAAGUUUCAAGAACAUCAUCAUGAGACCUCCAAGGCAUGAUAGAUCUUCGAAACUCUACGUCGUAGCAACGGCUCUAAACGGAACGAGUACACAUGACUCUGCCACUUCUUGGCUUCGUUCAUAUCAUUCCACGCCUGUACUAUCUCAUCAAUCUUGAACCCCAAUCCAUCCAUUGAACUAUCAUUCGAGAUGUGAUUCUUCAUCAUCACGCCAAUAUCAGUAGCAGAAGCUCCAGCCAGCUGGAACUUCUCGAGUGCAACUUCCAAACACUCUUGCCAAACUGGGAUCCCCAGUCUGUACUCCAUCAUGGACCGCUCGUAGAGAAUGGUGCCACGUAGGAGAUUCAUCUGUGACCUCAGAUCCUUAAUCCGCACAGCAGCAUCUUCUGCCGAUGUGUCUUUGAACAGAUCAUCCAAAAUCGUUCCUUGUAACACAGGCUUAAUCUUAGUUCUGUCUGUGAGAUGGGUAAUCCGUUGUGAUUGCGCAGCUUCCCACAUAUCCAUCCCUUUAUCCACAUUUCCCUCAGCACUAUUAUACAGUUCUAUGACCUCAGCAUAAGACCAAUUUGACAAGUCAACUUUGCAGCUGAGGGCAUAGUACCAAGUGAGCCUUGCCCUCUCAAACUGCUGCUGCCCUAAAGCCAGAAGACCCUCGUAAAAGUCUGGUUUUAUCCUCAAUGCUUCAGCAUACCUCUCCCCCGCCUCCAAGUACUCCUUCUUUGUCCAUUCGAAUGCCACAUUGAUUCCCUCAAGCAUUGCCUCUCGAGAGGCAUCAUCUUUGAACUCUAUCUUCUUCCUAGCUCUCGACAUGUGAACAUUCCCCCAGUUGAACAACGCUAAAGCCGCCAUUUCCUGGAAAUUCUCAGCUGCUGUGUUGAACAACCCCUGUGCUUCCUCACUAGUCACAGUCUCCUCAAUAGCCUCCGAAUAGACCUUUAUACCAAGGUCAUUGAGCCCGAAAUAGGAGUCAGUAUCAAGUGCCACAUGGUCUUUAAACAGCUUAGCGAACUCUACAAUCCAUUCAUCGAUGUAGCGCAUUCCCUUCUUGAUCUCUCUAUCUCUCUCCAUGUUCCAUGUCUUGGUGUCAACUCUCUUCAUUCCACCAUGCUUGAGUCUUUCCUCAAUCGGGUCUUGUUGAGGAUUGAUCUCGACCAGAUACAGCCUGAAUGAGCCGCCUUGUGGUGAUGAACAUGCUUCAGCUAAACGAAGCUCUUCAUCGGUAGUUAUGGUGAUCAAGUCUCCUUCUUGAUCCUUGUAUUUGAUGAGGACUGGGCCAGAACCAGGAAACCGGUCAGACACUACUUCUUUCAGCUCCAGAAGACUACAGUUUACCGGAACUUGAGCCAUUCUUAUAUCCUCUCUCAUCACCAAUUUCAUGCUCUUCAUAGGUCUAUUCUCUACCACAACCAAAGCUUCUUCAUUCCCAUCCUCAGACUUCUUCUCAUCAAUCUUCCCGUUCUUUUUCUUCCUCGGUGUCCUCUCUUUAGGGGCUUUUGGAAUUGGCUCAGCAUAGUCAGCAGGCAACUCGAUCGAUGUAUCAUUAACCUUGAGCCCUUUCUUCUCCAACGACUUCUUCACCCUCUCCCAAACCUCGAACGCCAUCACAUUUGCAGGCUCCAUCUUCAACACUGUCCCAACAUCUCUCAAUGCCAAGUCGAGGCGAUUCAGUGCCUCGUAGCACCUCGCCCUCUUGAGCAACGCCUUGCCAUACUUCGGUGUGACCUCCAACGCCAGGUUACACUCGUCUAUCGCUCUAGGGUACUGGCUUACCCCCAUCUGCAUGUAGCAGGCUGCCAUGUUGCUCCUCAGGUGAGAUACAUCGAUGUGGGUUUUCGGAAGCAGUUUGAUGGCCUUCUCGUACUUCUGAAGAGCUCCAUCGUGGUCUCUCCUCUGGAAGAGCUUGUUGCCUUCAUUUUUGAGCUCAUGGGAGAGGGAAAUGAAGACUUCUUCAUCUUUGUCCACUGUGGGGGACUUAGGGCUACUGAUUCCUCUUGCUUUGCCAUUCUGUUGCUGCUGCUGCUUCUGCUGUUGUUGCUUUCUCAUUGCAAUCAAGGUUAUCCACAGUGCUAGAGACCAGAAUCCCACACUAAUGGAUAGAUAGAACUUUAUAGUAUCCAGAACUUCUGAGCUUAGUAAUACUACUAUAGAAACAUAUCAUGAAUGAAUUCAAGAACCUAGGUUUCCCGUACGGGUCCAAAAGCCACACAAAUUAACACAAUUUCUCCACCACCCAACUCCCAAAAUCUCAACUUCUCCCUUCAAAUCUCAAAAGGGUUCCUUCCUCUCCAAACCAGGAUUUGUUGGUCGCUUGUGCGAACGAAAUUAACAAAUCCCAAUUCGGAGAAACAGAGGAAAUGAAGGAAUUCGCUUCUGAAAUGGGGGUUUCAGAGAAAGCAAAAGCAAAGAUGGAAACAAUCUACUGCAGCGAAUUGCGUGAACCGGAAGGAAAAGGAAGGAUAUUUGAGAAGAUAACUUAUCUGGGAAAUGAAUGAAAUUGGGGAAAAGUUCCUCGCUUGAGCUUCAAUUUUCCUGGGAAACAAAAAGAAAAUGGGGGAAAAGGAGAAACCGGCCUCUGUUUUUCACGCGGAUUUCAAUGCUUAACGUGAAAGCCACAGAAAUGGCAGUUGAUAAUCC
Molecule: messenger RNA, 7551 nt
Organism: Linum tenue
Lineage: Eukaryota; Viridiplantae; Streptophyta; Magnoliopsida; Malpighiales; Linaceae
Source: the annotation of a GenBank genome assembly